Anoplopoma fimbria (sablefish) is the source of this 802-nucleotide messenger RNA. RefSeq names its product myeloid cell surface antigen CD33-like. The record is from RefSeq and is a predicted model, not a curated record. The coding region runs from base 54 to 770 and encodes 238 amino acids. NCBI's taxonomy places the organism in Eukaryota, Metazoa, Chordata, Actinopteri, Perciformes, Anoplopomatidae. The transcript has 3 exons.
UCUCACCACAGUUUAAGCAGAACAAGUUGAAUCAACGAGUUCAAAACGUUAAGAUGGCAGUUUGGGACCCAAAGAUUUCCUGGUGCUUCAUGUUACUGCUGGCUGAUGUUGUGAGUGAUAGAGUGAACUAUCCAGGUCCAGUUUGUGCUGUGAAGGGAUCCACUGUCACCAUCCCCUGCACCUUCACACAUCCGAAGUCUGUCUCUGAGGGUGGAAGAGAGGUUUCAGUCCAGAUCAUCAGAGUCAUCUGGUGCCAGAACCAUGAAAUUUGUCAGGGCUUCACUCCGUCUGUGUACGACAGCGACUUAAAAUACAACCACACCAACAACCCUCGUUACAGAUACCUGGGAGACAAGAAGGGAGACUGUUCUUUACAGAUCACAGAUGUACAGAAGAGAGACGAUAAAACUCUUCGCUUCAGAAUGGAAGCUCAUACCAUAUUUUCCCCUUAUACUGGACCACAAGGAGUGAAAGUCACCGUGACUGAUGGCGCUCAGAUGGAGAUAAGAAGCUCCGUUAAUAAGACAGAGAUGAGAGAAGGUGAAGCAGUCACACUGAACUGCACCUCAGGGUGCUCCUUCCACCAACCGGAGGUCACCUGGUUCAGAGAUGGCCACGCCCUCAAACACACUGGCCCCUCCCUCUAUCUCGGCACUCCGACUGCACAGGAUUCUGGGAACUACAACUGUGGUUUGAAGAACAACAACCGCACUCUCUCCAAGCCGUUUAGUCUGUAUGUGGAGGCUGAAGAGGAAGGUUUGUUUCUCUGAGCUGGAAAUAGUUAUUUAUACUAAAACAGAUU